AUGGACAGUUCAUCCCACAUGUUACUUACCCGCGAUGAUGGGAUGGGGGCCGCGCAUGGCCAGCAGGCAUUGGUCGUGACUGCUGUGUUGACUGCUCUUUCUACUUUAAUUGUGGCAAUGCGGUUCUACGCACGGCUUGGAUUGAUGAAGAUGACCGGUCGUGAGGAUUGGGCUAUUCUGAUCUCUUUGGUCUUCUCCCUCAUAUACCUGUCUCUCGUUGCUGCCCAACUGCACUAUGGCAUGGGUAUCCAUUCAGCACUACUUUCUACCGCUGUUUUACAGAAACAAUUGAAGUGCUUGUGGGCGGCAAUUCCCAUGUACAACGCCAGCAUGGCUUUCACCAAGAUCUCCAUUCUCUUCCAAUACCUACGCAUCUUUCCCGGCCGAUCAUUCCGCUACGCCUGCUACUCCGUGAUGGGCGUUGUGGCCUUGUACUCUACAUGGGCCAUUGUGAGCGGCUUUGUGAACUGUGUACCUGUGGCCAAAUUCUGGAAUCACGACUUGCCAGGCAACUGUCUUAGCUUUGAAGCUGUUUGGUUCUUCAACGCAUCCAUGAACAUCGUGACCGAUGUCACCCUGCUGCUCCUCCCCAUGCCGCUACUUUCCAAUCUACAGUUGCCUCGCAGACAGAAAUUCGCCUUGAUGGGCGUCUUUGCAAUUGGUAUCUUGGUGGUGGUCACCAGUAUUCUCCGACUGUCCAGUCUGCGCCAAGUAGCAAAGAGCACCGAUACAUCCUACAGUAACGUCGGAGCCGCCUACUGGACGGCAGCAGAAUGCAACGUCGCCAUCAUCUGCGCCUGUCUUCCAUUCCUACGACCCAUCAUCAGUUGUAUCUUCCCCAAACUAUUCGCCAACAGCAGCUACAAUAUGUACAACAACACUGGCACCAAGCCCACGGGAACCAACCUCACCAAGACUCGCACUAUGAACCGACAUACUCAGUUAUUCAGCCAGAACGAGGAUAAAGACUACGAUAUGUACUCGAUCAAUGUCAAACCUGGUAACCAUUCCAGCCACAGCUCUCUCGGUGGUAUCGCGGUUACAACUGAGAUGAGUGUUAUGCAAGAGUCGGUUAAGAAAGAUACCGCCAGUCAACGUGGUCUGGUGAUGGAU
Molecule: messenger RNA, 1113 nt
Organism: Penicillium bovifimosum
Lineage: Eukaryota; Fungi; Ascomycota; Eurotiomycetes; Eurotiales; Aspergillaceae
Product: PTH11-like integral membrane protein
Exons: 5
Source: RefSeq, a predicted model, not a curated record